ACUCUUCUAGUUUGGGACGUGGUAUGUGAUAACACUACAGCGAUAGAGCGAAAGCAACAUGAAGGUGACAAUCCUGCUCAUCUGCUCCUGCCUGGUCUGGGGAGGCCUGGGGAAGCCACAGUUUCCUGACCAAGAGAAAGAUUCCCUGUUCUGGAACACAUGGGCCCAGCGUACUUUGAAGAAUGCCCUCACACUUCAGAAGCUCAAUCAAAACACUGCAAAGAACCUCAUCCUCUUCCUUGGUGAUGGAAUGGGCAUUCCCACAGUGACGGCAGCACGAAUACUGAAGGGGCAGCUGAGCAGACAGAGUGGGGAAGAGACCCAGCUGGAGAUGGACAAGUUCCCCUUUGUUGCGCUUUCCAAGACAUAUAACACCAAUGCCCAGGUGKCAGACAGUGCGGGUACGGCCACAGCAUWCCUCUGUGGGGUGAAGGCCAACGAGGGCACGGUGGGUGUGAGUGCAGCUGCCGUCCGUUCCCAGUGCAACACCACACAGGGCAACGAGGUCACCUCCAUCCUCAGAUGGGCCAAGGAAGCCGGCAAGUCAGUGGGAAUAGUCACGACAACGCGUGUGAACCAUGCCACCCCCAGUGCGGCCUAUGCCCACUGUGUGGACAGGGACUGGUACUCCGAUGGAGAGAUGCCCGCUGAGGCAGUGCGGGCGGGCUGCAAGGAUAUCGCCAUGCAGCUCUUUGAGAACAUUCCCAACAUCGAUGUGAUUAUGGGAGGAGGGAGGAAGUACAUGUUCCCCAAAAACCAGUCAGAUGUGGAGUAUCCUGGAGAGAAGAAACACUUCGGUACGCGCAUUGAUAGAAGGAACUUGGUGGAGGAGUGGAAUAACAGAAUGAAAAACAAGAACGCCCACUAUGUAUGGAACAAGAAGGAACUUUUAUCGCUAAACCCUAAUAGUGUGGAUUACAUUUUGGGUCUGUUUGAGCCUGGAGAUCUUCCCUAUGACCUGGAGAGAAACAAUGAGACAGAUCCUUCCCUGACAGAGAUGGUGGAGGUGGCCAUCAAGAUCCUGAAGAAAAACCCCAGCGGAUUCUACCUGCUGGUGGAGGGGGGGCGCAUCGACCACGGACAUCACGASGGUAAAGCCAAGCAGGCCCUGCAUGAGGCAGUGGAGAUGGACCGGGCCAUUGGCCACGCCGGCCUCGUGACCAGCAUAAAUGACACAUUGACUGUCGUCACUGCUGACCAUUCUCACAUGUUCAACUUUGGAGGCUACACUCCAAGGGGGAACACAAUUUUUGGACUGGCUCCCAUGUUGAGUGAUGUGGACCAGAAGCCCUUCACUGCCAUCUUAUAUGGGAACGGACCAGGGUUCAAAGUAGUCAAUGGUCUGAGAGAGAACAUCUCCACCCUUGACUAUGAGGAAAAUAACUACAAGGCCCAGUCUGCAGUGCCGCUGAGUAUGGAGACUCAUGGAGGAGAGGAUGUGGCUGUGUUUGCUAAGGGCCCUAUGGCUCACCUGCUGCACGGUGUCCACGAGCAGAACUACAUUCCCCAUGUCAUGGCUUAUGCUGCCUGCAUUGGCCAGAACAGAGACCACUGCAUGUCAUCCAGUAGAGCCUCUAGUCUCAGCGCUGCUCUGCCCAGCCUGACAGCUCUCCUCACACUCAUCCGCCUCCUCUGCUGACCUUUCACCCCAACCCCCCUCCUGCACUACCUCAACCCUCCUCUUAGUAUACAUGUAAUACUCCCACAUAUUUUUUCCCCGUUGCGAUGCGGAUUUUCUUCUUACCAUUUUUUAAAAUAUUUUUUCAUUCUGUAAUGACCACUGCAAGGGCAUUUAAAGUUAGUGUUUUGAGGGUUGGUGUUUUUCAGUCAGAUGUAGUGUUAGGGAAAAUAAGAGGAUAUCACKUUAUUUCUACUUUAACAUAUAGGAUAAAUUGUGUUAUUUUACUUUGGUAUUGAUCACUAUUCAGGUAACACCAAAACUAUGUGAAGAAUUCUGUCAUAUCAGUUGGUUUAAGAGAAGGGUAUAUCUCUGAAUUUAUAUCAAUCAUUGUAUGGGGUAAAUAACCUCCCUGUAUUAAUGACAAAGCAAUGUUGCUGCCCACCUAUAUAUUUGUUGUCUGUCAAUUCCAUGACUAUGGAUUAGUCAACUUUUCAAAGAAGCCAGUUCCUUUUGAAAAUUAGAAACCUAAUAUAGGGGAGAGCGAGGUAUGUUGUCACACUUUUCACACUGUCUAACAUUUACUGAGCACAUCACAUCACAAUGGUAUAAAUGUCAUACCAAAUGAAAGAAGGAAGUCUUUGGCACAGUUGUUGUAUUCAUUACAUCUUCAUGUCUUAUAUCAUGACGGAGUUGUAGACCGUUAAAUAGAGAGUGGGCACAUGUGAUAAUUUACUCCAUCAGCGGGUAAAUUGUCACACUUCGUCGGGUAAUUUGUCACAUUGGAUUAUCAACAAAUAAGAACACAACUAAUUAAUUGUGAAUAUUGAUUUUAUUUUCAAAUUCAAAACCAAAUUCAAUUUCAUUAAAGAACUCA
This is a messenger RNA of Salvelinus sp. IW2-2015, 2495 nucleotides long. RefSeq names its product alkaline phosphatase-like. The record is from RefSeq and is a predicted model, not a curated record. The coding region runs from base 59 to 1639 and encodes 526 amino acids. Gene Ontology annotation, molecular function: alkaline phosphatase activity. NCBI's taxonomy places the organism in Eukaryota, Metazoa, Chordata, Actinopteri, Salmoniformes, Salmonidae. Gene Ontology annotation, biological process: dephosphorylation. Gene Ontology annotation, cellular component: plasma membrane. The transcript has 11 exons.